AUGACGACUUUACGUGAACGUCAGCUUAACGCCCUAAAGCAGAUGCUAAAUUUAAAUGAACCAAUGACGAAGGCUGUGGCAAAUGAACCAAUUUGGAAAGUGUUAAUUUAUGAUAGAGUUGGACAAGAUAUAAUUUCGCCCUUAAUAUCUAUUAAAGAGCUCAGAGAAUUAGGAGUAACCCUUCAUGUUCAAUUACAUUCAGACAGAGACCCUAUUCCUGAAGUGCCUGCUGUAUACUUCUGUGCACCAUCAGAAGAAAACUUGGGAAGGAUCUGUCAAGAUUUAGACAAUGGUGUUUAUGACCAGUAUCAUUUGAACUUUAUUUCUCCAAUAACCAGACAGAAACUAGAAGACCUUGCUGCAUCGGCCAUACAAUCAAACUCUGUUAUGAGUAUACACAAAUUAUAUGAUCAGUAUCUGAAUUUUAUAUGUCUAGAAGAUGACUUAUUUAUCAUGAAACAUCAGCAAUCAGAUGCUUUAUCUUAUUAUGCCAUAAAUAAAGGAGAUACUAAAGACACAGAAAUGGAGGCCAUCAUGGAUGAUAUUGUUGAAAGCUUAUUUUCAGUAUUUGUUACGCUUGGUAAUGUACCGAUAAUUCGAAGUAGUAAAGGCAAUGCAGCGGAGAUGGUUGCAAAGAAACUUGACAAAAAGCUCCGAGAGAACCUCUGGGACGCUAGAAAUAACUUGUUUCAUGGGAAUACUGGACAAGGAGGUACAUUUAGUUUUUCAAGACCCAUGCUGAUUUUAUUGGACCGUAAUAUGGAUAUGGCCACACCAUUACAUCACACUUGGACGUAUCAGGCUCUUGCUCAUGAUGUUCUGGAUUUGUCUUUAAACAGAGCAUUGGUACCAGAAAGUGCUGGUCCAGCCUUGCCAGGGCAAAAGAUCAAAGCCCGAACUUGUGACUUGGACUCAAGGGAUCCAUUGUGGUCAGAGCAUAAAAGCAGUCCAUUCCCAACUGUCGCUGAAGCGAUCCAAGAAGAUUUAGACAAAUACAGGAGUUCAGAGGCUGAAGUAAAGAAGUUAAAAAGCUCAAUGGGUCUUGACGCUGACAGUGAUCUCGCACUAAGCUUGGUGAGCGAUAACACACAGAGACUUACAAGCGCUGUAAACUCCUUGCCCCAGCUUAUGGAGAAGAAGAGGCUAAUCGACAUGCAUACUACUAUUGCGACUGCAAUAUUAAACUCCAUAAAAUCAAGACGAUUGGAUUCGUUCUUUGAAUUGGAAGAGAAAAUAAUGAGCAAAAGCGGCGCCGUAGAAAGCAAAGCUGUUAUGGAUUUAAUCACUGACAGUACAGCGGGCACUGCCGAAGAUAAAAUGCGUUUAUUCAUUAUUUAUUAUCUGUGCACAUCACAGAUAACUGAUGAAGAGUAUAAAAAGUUUGAAGCUGCUCUAUUGGCUGCUAAUUGUGAUAUCAAACCAAUGGCUUAUAUGAAGAGAUGGAAAAGCUUCACGAAGAUGUCAAGUCAGUAUGAAGGCGGUGGUACCAAAACAGUCUCUAUGUUCUCCAAACUUGUGUCUCAAGGAUCAUCUUUUGUCAUGGAAGGAGUCAAGAAUUUAGUCGUUAAGAAACAUAAGCUGCCCGUGAGCCGCACGGUGGAGGCGGCGCUGGGCGGCGGCAGCGACGCGGAGCUGACGUGGCUGGACCCGCGCAGCGCGCGCACGGACGCGGCGGGGCGCGCGCGCGCCUCGCGCCACGCGCCGCCCAGCGACGCCGUCGUGUUCCUCGUCGGCGGCGGCAGCUACAUCGAGCACCACAACCUCAUCGACUUCGCCAAGCAACAAGCUGCAAGUGGCAUUUCCAGGAAAAUAAUCUAUGGUGCAACAACUCUACCAAACGCCUCUCAGUUUCUCAAACAGCUCUCACUUUUAGGGGAAGAACUUCAAUGAACAUUCCUGUAUUGAAUUAUGGUUAUUUGAAUUUGUAAUAUAAUAUUUAUUCAAAAUAAAUCUUGCAUGAAGUCUUAUUAAGGUGUUAGAGUAUAUAUAUGUAUAGACUAAAGUCCUGUUUAAUAUUGUUUUCGUUAAUGCGAAAAAAAACUCAUCAAGUAACAAGUUCUUUACAACAGACUUUAUGUUUGUGUACUUGUAAUAAAAUCUUGUUCGUUAAGUUUCCGUAAAUUCUGAUACACAAUUUUAUUUUUUCACAGCUUGGUGUUUUGAUUUUGCAAUAGAAGAUAAAUGAAUAUGUACAUACUGUUAUAAUUAGAUAUCUUCGCUUUUAAAAUAUUUACGAUUGGGAGAUAAAUAAUAAACUCAAUU
Zerene cesonia (dogface butterfly) is the source of this 2262-nucleotide messenger RNA. It is a transcript of the gene Slh, whose product is annotated as protein sly1 homolog. Gene Ontology annotation, molecular function: syntaxin binding. The transcript is spliced from 11 exons. Gene Ontology annotation, cellular component: cytosol; Golgi membrane. The record is from RefSeq and is a predicted model, not a curated record. The coding region runs from base 1 to 1890 and encodes 629 amino acids. Gene Ontology annotation, biological process: intracellular protein transport; endoplasmic reticulum to Golgi vesicle-mediated transport. Lineage: Eukaryota; Metazoa; Arthropoda; Insecta; Lepidoptera; Pieridae.